This is a messenger RNA of Cucumis sativus (cucumber), 2125 nucleotides long. Its product is annotated as probable acyl-activating enzyme 1, peroxisomal. The transcript has 2 exons. Lineage: Eukaryota; Viridiplantae; Streptophyta; Magnoliopsida; Cucurbitales; Cucurbitaceae. The record is from RefSeq and is a predicted model, not a curated record. The coding region runs from base 112 to 1779 and encodes 555 amino acids.
GUAUCAAUCAAUCAAUAUCAUGGCGUGACGACGUCGAAGAGACGCCACUAUCCUUCUGAGCUAAAGGAUCAGCCACUGAUUUCUUCUUCUCUAUCAAUCCCUCCAAAAUCCAUGGACGGAAGCCACCGUUGCUCUGCUAACUACGUUCCUCUCACUCCAAUCUCCUUCUUGGAGCGCUCUGCCGCCGUCUAUGGUGACCGGAUUUCUCUUGUCUAUGGACGCGUUCAGUAUACUUGGCGAGAUACGCUUCAGCGAUGUACCAGGCUCGCUUCUGCUCUUGUUCGUACGGGAAUCGCUCGUGGAGAUGUGGUUGCUGCCUUGGUACCGAAUAUUCCAGCUAUGUACGAGUUACAUUUUGCUGUACCAAUGGCUGGUGCAGUUCUUUGCUCCCUCAACACACGCCAUGAUGCAGCAAUGGUUUCAACAUUGCUAAGCCACUCAGAAGCUAAAAUUAUUGUUGUAGACUACCAGCUUGAACAUAUCGUAACCGGAGCAAUUAAAGCCAUGUCCGAAAGGAAAGAAAAGCUACCUCGUGUCGUUAUUAUUCAAGAGUAUGAUCAGCCACCUUCCCGCAUCGAUAGACCGGGAUCUGCUUUAGAAUAUCUGGAGUUUGAGAGCUUUUUAGCAUCUGGAAAACUCAAUUUUGAGAUUAGGCGACCUAGGGAUGAAUUGGAUCCAAUUGCUCUUAACUAUACUUCAGGCACAACAUCGAGGCCAAAGGGUGUUAUUUUCUCCCAUAGAGGCGCAUAUCUCAAUUCCCUAUCUGCAGUCCUACUGAAUGAUAUGUGUUCACUUCCUGUGUAUUUGUGGACUGUUCCAAUGUUUCAUUGCAAUGGAUGGUGUUUAACUUGGGGCGUAGCUGCACAGAGCGGCACAAACAUCUGCCAGAGAAAUGUGACUGCCAAAGAAAUCUUUGAUAAUAUUUCUCUGCAUAAGGUUACUCAUAUGGGCGGUGCACCAACAGUUUCGAACAUGAUUAUCAAUGCACCAAUUAGUGAACAGAAGCCACUUCCCAGGGAAGUAACUAUGAUGUCUGGUGGCGCUCCGCCGCCUUCUCAUGUACUCUAUAAGCUUAAAGCUUUGGGAUUCCGUAUUGUCCAUUCAUAUGGUUUAACUGAAACAUAUGGGCCGGCAACAGUUUGCUCUUGGAAGCCUGAAUGGGAUUCUCUACCUCAAGAUAAACAAGCAAAACUAAAUUCUCGCCAAGGAUUGCAGCAUAUUGGGCUAGAGGCAGCAGACGUAAAGGAUCCUGUCACAAUGGAGAGUGUUCCAGCUGAUGGGAAAACCAUGGGUGAAGUUAUGCUGAGAGGCAAUACUGUGAUGAGUGGAUAUUUGAAAGAUCUCAAAGCCACACGGGAAGCGUUUAAUGGCGGAUGGUUUCGAAGUGGGGACUUAGGAGUCAAACACCCUGAUGGUUAUAUAGAAUUGAAGGACCGUUCAAAGGACAUCAUCAUUUCUGGGGGAGAAAAUAUUAGCACAAUUGAAGUGGAGUCUGUUCUUUUCAGUCAUCCAUCAGUUCUUGACGCUGCUGUUGUGGGAAGACCUGAUGAUCACUGGGGAGAAACACCAUGCGCAUUUGUGAAGCUCAAAGAUGGGUGCAGUGCUACUGAAGGAGAGAUCAUAAAAUUCUGUAGAGAACACCUACCUCAUUACAUGGCUCCACGAAGUGUUGUAUUUAGGGAUUUACCUAAAACUUCUACAGGGAAAACUCAAAAAUUUAUUCUCAAGAAGGAAGCCAAAGCCAUGGGUAGCCUUCCAAAACGGGUUAGUAAACUGUAAAUACAUUCUUGAAAGGGAAGGCAACGGUGUUGGAAAGGCAAUGAUGUUUGAAUAAUUAAGGUCCUUAUUGUUUGUGUCUUGAUUGGUAUCAAUUUUAGUUCUCCACAGAUGUGCACAGGCCUACAAAUCUUCUCUGUUUUGAUUGCAUUUAAUGUUGUACUUUUACAUUUUCAGGAAAAUUAAGAACAAAAAGAGAGUCUGUCUUAUUUCUAUUUAUUGAAGUUGUUGUAAUGGUACGAUUAAUAUUGCAUUUUUUUUCUUUCGACAAACAUUGGUCAAAUAUGUGAAAGUACAUAUUCAUUAUUACUACUUCCGGUUCUGGUACUUAAUUUUGAUCUUUCACGGA